AUGAUGCAGAUGGAUAAUAAUGACACGCUGGACCUAAUGUCGACGGGUCCUCCUUCGGGUCCGGCUACGAUGGGUCCUCUCCCAGAGGACAACAAACAGGGGUUAUUGAUUGGCAUCAUUGCUAUGUUCUUCACGAUUGUUGUUACGUUUAUGCUCAUUAGAGCAUAUGUCAGAGGUUAUGUGUUGAAAGCUUGGGGGCUCGACGACUCCUUUUUCAUUGUAUCCGGAUUCCUCAUCAUCGCUCAAGGAGUGGCAGCUGUUCUCAAUUCUACGGACGGAUCACUCGGUUUCCAUAUUUGGGAUACAUCGAUUCCCCGAUUGCAGAAGAACGGCGACUACCUGAUGGCAACCGUCCUCAUUUCCCAAGUUGCCUUUACCACAAUCAAGGCGACAUUUCUUCUACAAUACCGAAGGGCAUUCGCCAUCAAAUCAGUGCGCCUGUUUUGCGACGUCUUCCUACUCGUCAGCGUCGUGUUCCUGGUGGGAACACUGAUAUCAGGCGGCAUUGUAAUUCAGAAAUUCCUCGACGACGAGUCCACGUCAGGACCCUUCCUCAUAUGGGGUUACACAAACGCUGCCGUACACUUUGCCACGGACAUCAUCAUCUUCAUUCUUCCUCUGCCCCUCGUCGCCCCACUACAGCUAGCGACCAUGCAGAAGGUUGGCUUGAUUGCUAGCUUCGCCGUUGGCAUCCUCACAGGUGCGAUAUCCGUCAUGAAGAUGGUCACCCUCCGCGCCGGAAUCGAGUCCGAAGAUUCAUUGUACGACGCGGUUCCCCUCGUGAUGAUCAGCAUGGCCGAGCCGACUUGCGCGUUGAUGUGCGCUUGCGUACCCAUUUUGCGACCGCUGUUGUGCUGUUCACCCGGUUCGCGUGGCUCUUCCCGGGGCUCUCGCAAGUACUCCUCGAAAGGAACAGACAGCACUGGCACAGCAGCCAACAGCACCGCGACACCAAGCAUGCCUCCACAAUCGCCGAUGAACCCGUCCUUUCCCAAAACGUCUCGUGGGGAGGACGUCGGCGGCGGUGUUCACGGAGACUUGGAAGGUUAUCUGUCCACUCAACAGGUUAUGGAGCUUAAUGCCAUCGAGUCCAAGACGCCGAAGUCUUUUGUUCUCGCGACAACGUCUUCUAGAUCGCAAUCGUAG
Molecule: messenger RNA, 1146 nt
Organism: Colletotrichum karsti
Lineage: Eukaryota; Fungi; Ascomycota; Sordariomycetes; Glomerellales; Glomerellaceae
Exons: 5
Coding region: 1-1146 (381 amino acids)
Source: RefSeq, a predicted model, not a curated record